Messenger RNA from Loxodonta africana (African savanna elephant), 5453 nucleotides. RefSeq names its product TATA-box binding protein associated factor 9b (gene TAF9B). Bases 553 to 1350 code for a protein of 265 amino acids. NCBI's taxonomy places the organism in Eukaryota, Metazoa, Chordata, Mammalia, Proboscidea, Elephantidae. Gene Ontology annotation, molecular function: RNA polymerase II general transcription initiation factor activity; protein heterodimerization activity. Gene Ontology annotation, biological process: DNA-templated transcription initiation. Gene Ontology annotation, cellular component: transcription factor TFIID complex. The transcript has 6 exons. The record is from RefSeq and is a predicted model, not a curated record.
AUGAGAUACGGGGUACGAAGCUCAGCACGGCCCAGAACUUGGGAGUCAGGCCCAGGCAGAGGUCUGGAAGGCGGGCGCCCGUGCCAGCAUCAGCCCGGCCGGGACGUCUAGAAGGAAUGGGAGAUAGGGGUGCGCCCUGGCCCCUGAAGCACUCUCCCGCCGAACUGGCCGAACCCCGCGGGAGGGUCGCAGUUGUCACGGAGUGCGCGCAGGUCGCCCACAAGGCUUUGUCUCCAGGGCCUCGGCCCCUGUUACCUUAUCCCCCUCGCGGGAUCCGGGAGCCCUGACUCUCUGCGUCUGGGGUUCUGGUGCUUAAGUUUCCCCCUUUGCCACAUCUGAAAAUGACAACCAGCUCGAAAAUGACAACCAGCUGUACCCACCGCUCUGCUGGGAAAGCCAACGCCAGGCCUUUUUUUUCCCUCUUUGCCCCCGCCCCGACCCCCCCUCAAAAAAAAAGUUUCCAGCAAAGAACUCCAUGUGAUUUGGUGUGAUCAAGACAUUAGUUUGGGAGGAAAAGGAUGCGUGAGAAUUUGGAGCCCAGAGUAAGGGGACAUGUAUGGUAAAAUAAAUACAACCGUCGGUCCAGCCUUGAUUUCCAGUACCUAUUUAUUAUGCAUCUGGUGUUUUUAUUUGAAUCCACAGGUGAUGGCGCAAAUCCUGAAGGAUAUGGGCAUUACAGACUAUGAACCAAGGGUUAUAAAUCAAAUGUUGGAAUUUGCUUUCCGAUAUGUGACUACAAUUCUGGAUGAUGCAAAAAUUUAUUCAAGCCAUGCUAAAAAACCUAAUGUUGAUGCAGAUGAUGUGAGACUGGCAAUCCAGUGUCGUGCUGACCAGUCUUUUACCUCUCCUCCUCCGAGAGAUUUUUUAUUGGAUAUUGCAAGGCAGAAAAAUCAAACCCCUUUACCACUGAUUAAGCCAUAUGCAGGACCAAGACUGCCACCUGACAGAUACUGCUUAACAGCUCCAAACUAUAGGCUGAAGUCCUUGAUUAAAAAGGGACCUAACCAAGGAAGACUAGUUCCACGGUUAAGUGUUGGUGCUGUUAGUAGCAGACCUACCACUCCUACUAUAGCGGCCCCACAAACAGUAUCUGUCCCAAAUAAAGUUGCAACUCCAGUGUCAGUGGCAAGCCAAAGGUUUACAGUGCAGAUUCCACCUUCUCAGUCCACACCUAUCAAACCAGUUCCCGCAACAACUGCAGUUCAAAAUGUUCUGAUUAAUCCUUCAAUGAUGGGGUCCAAAAAUAUUCUUAUUACUACCAACAUGGCUUCAUCACAGAACACGACCAAUGAAUCAAACCCAUUGAAGAGAAGACAUGAUGAUGAUGAUGAUGACAAUGAUAUUAUGUAAGGAGUAUAAUCUAGCCUAGGUGCAUUUCAAAAGUAUAAUUCGUUUUGAGCCCAGUAUAUUGGAAUAGAACAUUCUAUAUCUUCUCAAGUUUUAUCCUAGAAAAACGUAGCUGCAGUAUUUUUCACUUUAGCUAAAAAUUUAAUUUCUUUAUAGUAAGAGUAGAAGCAUUUUUAUGUUAGGUUGUAAGUACAAAACAUUAAGAGUUGUUUCUUAAGAGUUUUAUUAAUGUUGAGUCCUAUGGCAGUUGUAUUUUUGGAAGUAAUUUUCUGCCAUGUAUCACUGACAACACACUUAAGUUUCAGUCUCUACAGUCUGGUCAGUGACUAGUCCUUGACAGCUAAUUUCUCAUUUACAUUUAAAUACUUUCUUUUUUAAGGUAAAUCGUUACUUUUAUUGUCACUAACUUUGACCAAAUCUCUCAAUUUAGGAAACACUUUUGUGGAGAAGAUAGAUUUAGAGUGAUCCUAAAUCCAUUUUGAAUGUAUUUUAAGUUGUUUUUUGGUCUUCUCUAACUUGUCACCUCCUCGGCUCCCUUUUCUAGAUCCCAUUCAUUUUCUGCAUUUUCCCCAGUAGGCUUAAGUUUCUCCCCAUCCCUCUUCAAAGGCCAGAACUGGAAAUGUAAAAAUAUUCUUCAUAAUACACCUUAUUUUCGGUUCUAAAGCAUGCCUCAUGUUCUGUGGUUUACUUUAACAUCAAGGUUUGCAUUUGCACUUAGUUUUUCUCUCUUUACCAAAGCAGUUUGGUCUUAUCCCUUGCCUUCUACACCUGUUGAAUCCAGUGCACUAUUACUGACAGGUAGUUUAGGGUUGGUUAUUUUCAGUCUUAUAUUCCAAGUUGAUAACUCCACCUAAUUUCAUAUUUCUAAGUGUAACAUAGAAGACACAACACGUUAUUAAAGAUCUGCCUUGAUAUAAGUAUAUUUACACUGGGCCCAGGCAAAACCACUGUGGAGUGAGCAUUUUCUUCCUUUCUAGCACAUGCACAUAUGCUUUGAUCACUACUGCUUCAACCCUCGUGUGGGUCUAACUCAGAUCAUUUUUCUAACUUAUUGCUAAGGAUCUCACAUAUAAUAUGGAAUCAAACCUGAAAGUAGAUUCUAACGCUUCUUCCUCUAUAAAGUUGAAAAGGAAAACAAAUCAGUGAUGUGACUUCCAUUUAGGGGCACCCUGCGUAGGUUUCUCAGUGUGGCUAUAUUGCUAAACACAUUUUUCCUAUUUUCCAUUUUUACACAUCUAAAAAUCUUAUUGGGAAAGAUUAUAAAGCUUUCAAAAAUAAAAACAGACCUGUUUUAUUUUGGUUAGUUUUUCAACUUAGGAAUACAUUUGCAGAAUUUUCUAAAAUUGUUUACUUCAUAAUUUCGAAUUUGUAGCCAAGGAAACUUAAAACACAGCAAGUUUUAUCUAAGGAUGGUUAUUAUAAUUAGUCUGAGCAGUAGUCCAGUAACAGGGUAGACAUGCCUCAUCACAGUUUGAGUGUUUUUAGAUGUUAGGGAAAGGUGGUAUAAAACUUAUAAAAACAGAUCUGAUCAUCAGAGGAGAGAAAUGUUGAGUAUAUGGCAUACGAUUUCAUUACUUGAAUGUUCUCAGGGAGGCAACAUGUAAGGCCUAGGUUCUAGUCCUGGCUUCAUCAUUUACCAACUAUGUGACCUUAUUUCACCUAUGAGCCUUGUUCUCCUCACCAGUAAUAGGCAGAUAACACCUACCCUGCCUACCUCACAGGGAUGUUGUGAGGGUUUCAUUGGUAUAUGUGAAAGCUCUUUCAGAAUUGUAAAUUGCUAUAUAAGUAAUUAUUAUUAUUUGUUCCAAGGUUAUUAAUAAUAAAUUGAUUAUUAUCAGUGUUUUUCAUUUUGUCUUUUAAGACAUUCCGUAAUUCUGAGAGCCAGCAAGCAAUUAAGAUUUGUUUAAUGAAUGAAUGAAGAGAAUUGCUUACUUCUAUCUCACAUCGGCAUGACUCAUGGUGAAACAAAAUAAAAAUGAAUCAAAUAUAGGGUUAAAUCUGUUAAAAGCAUAACAUUCUGUCUUUGGUGGGAAUUUGUGCUUACAGUUAGGCUUGCAACCUGAGUAGUCAUGCCCUUAAUAGGUUAGCUGGUGAAUGGUUUACUCUUUUAGAUGAAGACUCCUUUAUCUUGCAGAUCCUCCCUUCCCUAACUUUCCCAACUAAAUCUAGCUUUGAGAAUGACUUAAGACAGCUCUCUUCCUCUAUCUUCUAAGUGAAAUUAAAAAAAAAAAAGUACAGAUGAUGAAUGAGGUGUGGGCGUUGGCAUCCCAAGUUGUGCUUUUACAAGUAGGAAAUGAGCGUCAUUGAUCACAAUAUAAAUAUGGUAAUACAGCCAGCGUGGGGGAAAAUGGAAGAUCUCAUAUACACUAAGGUUCAAGGAAUCCAGAGAGAAAGAAGUGUCCUACUCAAUAGGUAGGAAAAGGUAACAGUGCAGUCAGAACAGCAGGCACAAACUGUGUGUAUAAUGUGUCCAAUAUGUAUAUAUCCAUCUAUGUGUGUGAGUGUACACACACACACGGAUAUGCCUUUUAUACUCAUUAAAUACCUCCAGAUAGAAGAAAACUGGUCUUACAGUAAUUGUUUAUGGGGAGAGAAACUGGUAGCUAGUGGACAAAGGUAGGAAAAACCCUUCUCAUCGUAUACCCCUUUUUGACUUCUGUAUCAUGUGCAAACCCCUUGGACAUAAAAGGAAAAAAAGCAGGAAAACAUUGAGCUAAAGGAUAGAUUGAAGCCUUCAUUUAUAACAGGAUUAUAGAUUUUUUUUCUGCAUAUAGGCAUACAUACAUUGGGGGUUAAAAGUGAAUUUCCCACUUAAGCCUAAGCCUUGCAGUAUUAUAAACAAUUCAUAAUUCUAUAUUAAAUCAGGAAGAACAUCCUUAUACUAGUCUAGUUUAUAUGCUCAUUAGAUGUUCUUUGUCUGGAACACCUUAUCCUCCACAACUAGGCUGUAAAUUCCUCCAGUAUAUAAAUUCUGUCUUACAGUCCCUUCAUCAUGUCCUAAGCACAUAGUGGGUCCUCAAAUAUUUGGCUAAUUUUGGAAGAACUAGAUGGUGCCCGGCUACCAGCGAUGACUGCCCUGACAGGGAACACAACAGAGAAUCCCUGAUGGAGCAGGAGAACGGUGGGGUGCAGAUUUCAAAUUCUCAUAAAAAGACCAGGCUUAAUGGACUAAGACUAGAGGGACCCUGGAGGUCAUGGUCUCCGGACACUUUGUUAGCCCAAGAUCGGAACAAUUCUCGAACUCAACUCUCCAGACAGGGACUGGACUGGACUAUACGAGAUAAUGAUACUGGUGAGGGGUGAGCUUCUUGGCUCAAGUAAACACGUGGGACUAUGUGGGCAACUCCUGUCUGGAGGUGCAAUGAGAAGGCAGAGGGGGCCAGAAGCUGGUUGAACGGACACGGGGAAUACAGGGUAGAGAGGAGGAAUGUGCUGUCUCAUUAGGGAGGGAGCAGCUAGGAUUACACAGCAAGGUGUGUAUAACUUUCUAUAUGAGAGACUCGAUUUGUAAACUUUCACUUAAAGCACAAUAAAUAAUAAAAAUAUUUGGCUACUUUUGCCAAGUUUUUCCAUGACUGGAGUUUCCCCAUUCAUUUUCUGGAUUAAUAACCCAAAUGGGGCAGAUACUAGAAGUAGAUUCUAGUAGAAAGUACUUAAAAGGUAAUCAGAGAUUAAAAAAAAAAAUGGCUAUCAGGGAUUUUAAAGAAAAAGGUUAUCGGGGAUUAAUGGAUGACUUGGCAAUUGUAGAGUCUAGGUGCUGGGUUUAUGGGUGUUUGCAGUUUUUUCAAAACCUCUAUACAUUUGAAAUUUUUCAUAAUAAAACGUUGGGGAAAACGUAGUCAGGGGGAAAAAAGGUAUCAGUUUACUUAAAUUCUAGCUCAACUGUGACAUUAAUUUGUUGGAUCUGUGGGUAGCAUGAACCUCUGGGCCUCAUAUGUAAAAAGACUAGAAUUCCUGCCUCUCAAACCAGAGUACUUUUAGAGGUGUGCACAAACAUGGUGCAUCUACACAGAAUGUCAAUUGUAUUCAACCAAGUUAAAACACAUUAAAAUUAACUAAAAAUAUGGGUACAGUAUUAACUAAAAAACAUUUUUCAGAAAAAAAAU